GCUUAAGGAAUCCCUUUAUCUUUUUCUACCUACAAAUGCCUCAUUUUACAGCAAAGAAUACAGGUGGGAGAUCCUACAGAUCUAAAAUUUGGUGCUAUUUGUUUUGGGCAAGGGAUUUUUCAUUUGAAGUUUUGGAAAAUGGAGAAUGAGAAGAAGGAAAGGAGAAUCAUGAUAGCAGUAGAUGAAGGUGAGGAAAGCAUGUAUGCACUAGAAUGGGCUUUGGACAAUCUUGUACAAAAGAAUCAUGGAAAUGAUGAAUCUCUGAAGCAUGAUAGAAUUAUUGUGGUGCAUGCAGAGAACCAAACUGCAAUUGCAGGCCAAGUUGCUCUUACUCCCCAUGUUAUGGAAGUAAUAGAAAGGAGGCAGAAGCUGAACACAGAGAGAGUUUUAUCUAAUGCCAAAGCUAUUUGUGACCAGCGUAAUGUAAAUAUUGAAACCAAAAUGGCUACAGGGGAUGCACGCUAUGCUAUUUGCGAAGCUGCAGAGAAACUGAAUGUUAAUCUGCUCAUUGUUGGGAGCAGGGGAUAUGGAGCUAUUAGGAGGGCUGUUAUAGGAAGCGUGAGCAAUUACUGUGCCCACCAUGCGAAGUGUCCUGUUCUAAUAGUAAAAAGGCAAACCCAAAAACCCAAUGAAGUACAAUCAUCUGUGUGGUAAAGAAGACAUCUAAUUCCUAUCUUAAAACUCUGAAAUCGGUACUGAUCUGAGAUUGUGAGAUGUACUGAAGUAUGUCGUUUGAUUUGAGAUGUGCUCUGCUGUGCUGCUUUUGUGGAGAUUUUAAGAUUUUUGAAAUUGAUUGUGAUGAAAAUGAGGACGAUUACCCAGGGACAAACCAAAAGAAGUAGACUGGUGUUGGAUUUUCCGUACAUCUUUUAUUGUUCUGUCAGGUUUUGUUUGUGCCUGACAAUAUGCUCAGAUAUUAAUUGUCAUUUUACAGUGCUUUCUGGACUUUAAUCUUUCCCUUUGUUAAAAAAUAUUAGUAAAUUGUUAGAUACGGCCAUCAAUGAAUUACAGGAGGUGCACUUUCAAGUUUAAAUAAACGAUCAUGUUAGUGCUGUUUGCUGCUUUUGGGUC
Messenger RNA from Cryptomeria japonica (Japanese cedar), 1071 nucleotides. RefSeq lists its product as uncharacterized. The record is from RefSeq and is a predicted model, not a curated record. Bases 139 to 654 code for a protein of 171 amino acids. NCBI's taxonomy places the organism in Eukaryota, Viridiplantae, Streptophyta, Pinopsida, Cupressales, Cupressaceae. The transcript has 4 exons.